AUGGCAAACAGUAGUACGAUUCCAAGUGAUUUGACUACUGAGAUCUAUUCAAUGUCUAGUGCACCAGUAUGGACAGUUCCAGAAGGUCCGACUACAACCUCGGAUGAUCCCAUGUUACUAUCGAAUAAAAAUAUGAAGCUGCAAACUUUAAAUACAUCUGCUAAUUCACCUAUAUCUAUCGCCGACGAUCCUCCGCCAAACUAUUUUGAUAUAUCAAAUGUGCCUAAUGGAGCUAUUUUAUAUUAUAAUGAUGUUGCUCCAUUUACAGAAGUGUCUAAAGCGGCAGCAGAACGUAGUUGGAAAGGCGUUCUUUCGUUAGAUCAACUUAUUGAUAAAAAUCCCGAUCAAUUAUGGCUUUAUUUCAUGACUUAUCUUAAUGAGAAACCGGGAUUAGUAAUCAAUAUUUGGGGUUCUUAUACAGAGUAUUACACAGAAACGGAGACUUAUAAUGACUCUAGUGGUAACUCGCAAAGUAAUACUGUGACAAAGUCUCGCACUGUGAAUGAAUUUACUUGCGCCAUUGAUCUACAGCCAUACAUUUGUGAUCGUUGGUGGCGUGUUGCCGCUAUGGCUUCGGCAAAGGCAAACAGGGCUGGCGACGUCAUUACAUUAAGAGACGUUCUUGAACAAUAUACACUUUCAAACAAGAAAAUUAAAGAAAUCACCCUACGAAAGCAACUACACGGCUGGAAUUUGGAAGACCUAAAAGCAAAACUUAUUGCGUUAGUUCGUUCCACUGGUUAUAGAAAUGAUAUUCAUGUCGCUUACAAUAAACGCAAUUAUAAAAUUAUCGCUCGUUCAUCUUCAACACUUAGCCGUUUUGCUAAUUCAUUAUUGAAUCAACUAUCGAAUUGUUCAUUAGAACAAUGCAAUGCAUAUUUAUCAAAUAAUUCAACUUGCCGUUUACAAUCGACACCUUGUUUUGAUUAUCGUACAUCGAAUAAUAUGAGUUUUUGUGCUCCAGGAAUUCAAUGCUCAAUCUUAGAACCAUGUAAUAAUACUUGUUCAUCAAAUCAAUCUGUCUNAUUUUCAUUAUCUGUUUCAUCUCAUUCUGGACAGAAUCAACUAUCGAAUUGUUCAUUAGAACAAUGCAAUGCAUAUUUAUCAAAUAAUUCAACUUGCCGUUUACAAUCGACACCUUGUUUUGAUUAUCGUACAUCGAAUAAUAUGAGUUUUUGUGCUCCAGGAAUUCAAUGCUCAAUCUUAGAACCAUGUAAUAAUACUUGUUCAUCAAAUCAAUCUGUCUGCAUUAUUAAUUCAUGUUGUUCACCAAAAUCUGUAUGUAUACCAGUAAUAGCAACAAGAUUCUGUCGGCAAGGUUGGUUUUCUACUGGUAAUAUGACAAUUGCACGAUGGGGACAUACUGCAUCGAUAUUAUCCGAUGGAAAAGUGUUAAUCAGCGGUGGAUCGAAUAAUAGUGCUCAUUUGAACAACGCGGAGCUAUACGAUCCAUUAACAGGUAUGUGGACACGAACGGGCAAUUUGAAUUAUACAAGAUAUGAACAUACAGCAACUGUAUUAACGAAUGGAAAAGUAUUAGUUAUUAGUAAUUUUUUCAACAUUCCUGAAUUAUAUGAUCCAGUAACAGGUUUAUGGACACCUACUGGUAAUAUGAUUAAUGGUCGUUAUAUGUACACGGCAUCUCCGUUAAGCAAUGGAAAGGUGUUAGUAGCUGGAGGGGCAGGGGUGACUGCUGAAUUAUAUGAUCCAUUAACAAACAAUUGGACAUCAACUGGUAAUAUGACCUAUUCACGAUAUCUUCACACGGCAACGGUUUUAUCUAAUGGAAAGGUUUUAGUGACUGGAGGUAUUUUCGGAAAUAUUACUUUGAAUACUGCUGAAUUGUAUGAUCCAUCGACAGAAAUAUGGACACUGACUGGUAAUUUGACUUAUACACAUUAUCAACAUAAAGCAUCUGUACUAUCCAAUGGUUCCGUAUUAAUAGUUCAAGAAUGGGGAUGGUGGGAUUAUUUAAACAAAACUGAAUUGUACGAUCCAACAACUGGUACAUGGUCAACACCUUUUACUGAUUUGGCUAGUGUACAAUACAUACGGAUAAGAGCUGUAUUUCCUGAUGGAAAAAUGUUAAUAACUGACGCUGUUAAUACUGAUCAUUUGUAUGAUCCAUCGACAGGAAUUUGGAUGUCGCUCGGUAACAUAUCCGAUAUGCCACAAGGAUAUACACCAUGUUUAUUAAACGAUGGGAAACUUUUAGCAAGUGGUGGAUUUAAUAUCAACAAUACUGUUACAACGAAUGCAUCGUUAUUUUACUAG
This is a messenger RNA of Adineta ricciae, 2274 nucleotides long. The record is from the annotation of a GenBank genome assembly. Lineage: Eukaryota; Metazoa; Rotifera; Eurotatoria; Adinetida; Adinetidae.